This is a messenger RNA of Kwoniella shivajii, 1122 nucleotides long. RefSeq lists its product as uncharacterized. The record is from RefSeq and is a predicted model, not a curated record. Gene Ontology annotation, molecular function: nucleotide binding. NCBI's taxonomy places the organism in Eukaryota, Fungi, Basidiomycota, Tremellomycetes, Tremellales, Cryptococcaceae. The transcript is spliced from 5 exons. Bases 1 to 1122 code for a protein of 373 amino acids.
AUGACGUCGAUCAAAGCUCGUAAAUCUGAUGGACCGAUAAAUACAUCUAUCUUGGGAACUGGAAUGUCAUUAUUGGUAUUUCAUCAACCAUCGAUAUCAUUCUUACCGGAUCAGUUCAUCUUGAGAUCGAUAUAUGAACGUACACCUCGUGGUAGACUUGAAUCGCUUCAAGAGGAAGGAAAGCUAGAUGGAGUCAAAAUCGUUCGAUCUUUAAAUGAAGUGAUGAAUGAUGAAGAGAUAGAAUUGGUGGUUAUCAGUACACCUAAUAAUACUCAUUUUGAAUAUGCCAAAAAAGCGUUGGAGAAUGGUAAACAUGUACUCAUCGAGAAACCAGUUUGUCCAACUGUGGAAGAAGCUACGAAAUUAUACGAGAUUGCAGAAGAAAAAGGUUUGAUCAUUGGAGUUUAUCAAAACAGAAGAUGGGAUAGUGAUUUCUUGACUUUAAAACAAUUGUUGGAUUCCGGUAAACUUGGCCCAAUAUCAGAGAUGACAUCUUCUUUCGAUAGGUUUAGACCAUUACCAUCAACUUAUACACCUGGAGUGAACUGGAAAGAAACUCCAGGCGAAUCCAAUAACGCGAUAUACAAUUUAGGUAGUCAUUUGAUUGAUCAAGCCGUUGUCUUAUUCGGUCAACCUGAAAAAGUUCAAGGUAGAGUAUGGGAUCUAAGAGGUAUUGGAAUGGAUGAAAACUUCGUCGUGGAUUUAUAUUAUCCAGCAACACCACCGUCAAAAUCGCCACAAAAGAUAAUCACCUUACGAGCAUCGAUCUUAUCUCCUUUGCCAUGUCAAUUGAGGUAUUUAGUAAAAGGAUCAAAAGGCACUUAUAUCAAAUAUAUCUUACCUUCUUCUCAUCCUUCUUUAAAAGACUCAGAGACUCCUGUCGAUCAUGAAGGGUUCAAAGCUGAGCCUGAACCGGGUUGGGGUACUUUGUAUUUUGCAAAAGAAGAGAAAGACGGCGCAGAGUUCAAUGAAGAGAAGGUGCAAGCGCUCAGUGGUGAUUAUAAAGGACUUUAUCAGAAUCUUUAUGAUACCAUCAACGGGGCCGAUAGAGCCAUACUGAAAGUCAAAAAGGACGAAGUACUGAGUGUUCUCAGGAUCAUCGAAUUGGCUAGGCAAAGUUAA